AUGCCUGCGCAAGGACCCCAGAGGAGGCUACUGGAUUCCCUCAACUCCACCCCUACAGCCACCCCCUACCUCGGGCUGGCCACCAACCAGACAGGACCCUGGUGCCUGCAGGUGUCCAUCCCGGAUGGCCUCUUCCUCAGCCUGGGGCUGGUGAGCUUGGUGGAGAAUGUGCUAGUGGUGGUCGCCAUCGCCAAGAACCACAACCUGCACUCACCCAUGUACUGCUUCAUCUGCUGUCUGGCCCUGUCUGACCUGCUGGUGAGCGUGAGCAUUGUGUUGGAGACCACUGUCAUCCUGCUGCUGGAGGCGGGUGCCCUGGCCACACAGGCUGCUGUGAUGCAGCAGCUGGACAAUGUCAUUGACGUGCUCAUCUGUGGCUCCAUGGUGUCCAGUCUCUGCUUUCUCGUUGCCAUUGCUGUGGACCGCUACAUCUCCAUCUUCUACGCUCUGCGCUAUCACAGCAUCGUGACGCUGUCCAGGGCACGGUGGGCCAUCAUGGCCAUCUGGGUGGCCAGCAUCCUCUCCAGCACCCUCUUCAUUGCCUACUACAACCAUACAGCUGUCCUGCUCUGUCUUGUCACCUUCUUUCUGGCCAUGCUGGCACUCAUGGCAGUUCUGUAUGUCCACAUGCUCACUCGGGCAUGCCAUCACGCCCAGGGCAUCACCCGGCUACACAAGAAGCAGCGCCCCACCCACCAGGGUUUUUGUCUUAAAGGUGCUGCCACCCUCACUAUCCUCCUGGGCAUUUUCUUCCUAUGCUGGGGCCCCUUCUUCCUGCACCUCACACUCAUUGUCCUCUGCCCCCAGCACCCUACCUGCAGCUGCGUCUUCAAGAAUCUCAACCUCUUCCUUGCCCUCAUCAUCUUCAACUCCAUCGUUGACCCCCUCAUCUAUGCCUUCCGCAGUCAGGAGCUCCGUAUGACACUAAAGGAGGUGCUGCUGUGCUCCUGGUGAGCAGGGAGGUGGCUUUUGGUUUCACAGCUAGGGUGCUGGGCAGAGGGAAAUGAUGAUAUCCAGUGGCCUGAUUCCUGUGUGACCACAGGUAACCCCUUCCAUUCCUAGUCCCUGUUUCCUAACAAUGGACUAGAUGAACUCUAAAGAUAUGGGAGCACAGACCAUCUGGGAACAGGGAGAAGUGUAGCAGGGUCCUCAUUGGCAGUUGUGGGGGAUGGAGGAGGCUGGGAUCCUUGAGACUGAGCAUAGGGACGGACUCUGAAGAGACAAUCUCUUUUAGAGAGCUCCACCUCCAACCAAUGACUAGGCAACACUUACCCCAGUUUUUGCUGCCUUCACUUGCUGGGACAGCAAGUCUUUGGACUGAAACAGUGAUGAGAGCCCCAGAGGAGCACUGCUCCCUGUGAGGGUCUCAGGAGA
Molecule: messenger RNA, 1374 nt
Organism: Castor canadensis (American beaver)
Lineage: Eukaryota; Metazoa; Chordata; Mammalia; Rodentia; Castoridae
Source: RefSeq, a predicted model, not a curated record